AUGUCUCAAGUCUAUCGAGAACGAGAUGUUCGCUACACCCGGGAACGCAGCCUGUCGUCGGACGAGGACAAGUACAAACAAAAGUCCACCACAGUGAGGCGAUACAAAGUCGGGGGAGGCGGCGGCGGAGGAGGAGAUAGAGGUGGAGGAGGAGGAGGACAUUCGACUACUGGUCGGGUGAUAGAGCGGGAGCGGGAACGGAUCGAGCGCUACGAGGAUGACGACGACGACGACCGAAGAUCGCGAUACUCCCACUCCCACGUCGGCCGCCCACCUGGCGACGUACUCGAGAUCGACACCCGCCGUGUAGAGAGGAAAUCCUAUCCUGAGCGACCAAGAUCAGCCUUCGAACCCCCUUCGCGCGGCUCUGAUUUCCACCGUAGCGAAGUAGGUGAUCGAUACAGGACUGUCGAGUAUGAACGAGAACGCGAAGUCGAUCGGGGUGAUCGAUACAAAACUGUCGACUAUGAGCGAGAAGUCGAUCGGGGCGAUCGUGACCACUAUGCCCCAGAGCGUCACUCUCGCACCAGAGUAGUCGAGGAGACCAGGGAACAAAUUGCUUCGCCAGCACGCAGCGACUAUUGGGAUCGCCAGUCGAGAGCUCCCUGGGACGACCGAGAGACCGAUGUUCGCAUCGACAAACGUAUUGUGCGCCGGGAGCCUUCUGGCGAUUUACAGGUCAAGGAGAAAAGCGUGGAGGUGCACAGGGAAAGGGAAGAGCGCCCAGAUGACCAUCGGGAUUACAAAGAGCGAGACGUCAAGAUCGAGCGCCGUGUCGUCGAAGAACGAGAACCCCACCAUACCCAUGACGGCGAAAUCGAGCGAUACCGAAGAGAGAUUGAGUACUACGCCGCACCAGAUCCUCCUCCCGCGCCUAUUAUCAUACGGCAGAAGGCACCCGAGCCGCAGCAGAUUAUUGUCCAAGAAGCACCCCCACCGCCCCCUGUGAUCGUGCCGCGCCAGGAUCCGGGGUAUAUCGUCCUGCGCGAGGAGAAUCGCGAAGUCGCGAGACGUCCGGAGCCCCGUUACGACGAUGAUUACUACUACGAACGAGAGCGAAGACGCGCACGUCAGGACAGAUACCGCGAGGAUGAUUCGUACGACGAGGACUACUAUAUCAAGAAGACCGUCAUCAAACGUGACCGAAGCUCUAGCGACGACCACCACAAGAGGCGCCAUCUUGCCGAAGGCGCUAUCGCCGGUGCAGGUCUCGGCGCACUUGUCUCUAACCGAGGCGGCAAAGAAAGAGAGCACUCACAGCAUAGAGGGCGAAACGUCUUGGCUGGCGCCGCCUUGGGCGCAUUGGGAACGCAAGUGGUACGGCGAGCUAGAAGCACGUUCGAAGACAGAUAUGAUGACGAUGAUGACGAUGGCUAUUACCGCCAACGUCACCGAAGCAAGUCGCGCAGCAGGCUCACAACAGGUUUGGCUAUCGGAGCCGCUGCACUCGCCGUCGCCGGUGGUCUCAAGUACAUGCAGAACAACAAGGUUGAGAGGGAAGAGGCCAACCGCGGUCGCGCUCGUCGCCGCUACUCCAAUGAUAGCUACUCGAUGUCGCGAAGCCGUUCUCGUCGGGAGGGUCGCGGCCGCAGCAAGUCAAACAUGGCCAAGGCUGCUGUAGCCACUGGUGCUAUUGCUGGGUUGGUACAGCAUUAUCGAUCCAAGUCCCGAGGCAAAUCGCGCUCAAAAUCUCGCAUCCGCACAGGUGCUGAAAUUGCUGCUGCUGGAUUAACCGGUGCAGCAGCCAGCAAGCUUUGGGAGCGACACAAGGACAAGAAGGAGAGCCUCGUACCAGUGGUUCCCGGCGUUGAAUAUGGUACUGAACCUCUCGAUGGGUACGAGUCAGCGGCCGAAGAGCGAAGACACCGUCCCCGGCACCGUCACCGAUCGUCUUCGGUAUCUGACACCGGUGCUAAGAAGAAGCGAAGCAAGAGCAGGCUGCGUGACGUUGCGGCCGCUGGGCUUGGCACCGCAGCUGCCGCGAUAGGUAUCAAGAAGUUCUCGGACCGUGCCAUGAAGUAUGAAGAAGAGAUAGCUGGCGACCCGUACCACGACGACUACUACGACGUAGAAGCACCGCCGUCCCCUCCGCAUGCAUCUGGCGGGUACUACCCGCCUCCGCCUCCUGGCCCUUCACCGCCAGCCGGUCCCGCCGGUUUUACACAGCACCGGAACCAGUCGUCGAUGAAUCUCAACGCCUAUCCGCCUUAUAACCCACAAGACUAUACGAACUUUCCACCUGCACCGGGAGGGCCUUCUGGUCCUCCACCUCCAUCGGGACCUAUCUCGCCACCAGGGGGUCCGGGGGGUCAUCGGCCAUCCGGGCCAGAAAACGUGAGUCAUCCAGCGCACUUAGGUGACAGUCAAUCCCCUCCUGAAGUCUCUCGGAGCGCGGCUACUGAGCAGGAUGGUCUAAGACGGCGGCGAGUGCGACGCGGCCGGCCUCCAACCACCUCCUCUACCAGCCUUGUUCACAAGCCACCACGCAGCUCGUCCAAGGUGAAAUUCAGAGCUCUCUCUCCAGAGUCGUCUAUGACUCUUCGACGCCACCACGAGGAGACAGGCGACAAGUCGGCCACCGAAGCUGAUGACGAGGAAGAAGAGUCGCCGCCACCGCAUCAUCGAGAAAAGCAGGUACAGCAGAGGCCCAGGAAUCCUCGCAGACGAUCCGAUUCGGAUCCGUCUUCUAAUCGGCGGCGGCGACGGCACCACCGCGGUGAUGAUUCGUCGGAGUCGAGUGCAGACGAAGUCGAGGUGCUUCCUGACCGGUUCGAUUCCUCGGGUCGGCCGCUUGACUCCAACAGGAAUCUACGGCGGGCCAACACGAGUCAUCAGGGCGAUUUCGAAUACCGUCCGUGGCAAAGGGGCGCUGUCGACGUCGACUCGGACGGGGUUGGCGGGAUUGUCGAGGCUGUUGGGGGCAUGCUGGACGGGAAGGAGGGGUUUCUGGGUAUGCUUGGACAUGUCUUGAAAGAUGGUCUUGGUGGUGGGAGGGAACGUUGA
Molecule: messenger RNA, 3003 nt
Organism: Anthostomella pinea
Lineage: Eukaryota; Fungi; Ascomycota; Sordariomycetes; Xylariales; Xylariaceae
Source: the annotation of a GenBank genome assembly